This is a messenger RNA of Alternaria novae-zelandiae, 495 nucleotides long. RefSeq lists its product as uncharacterized. Gene Ontology annotation, cellular component: kinetochore; nucleoplasm; cytoplasm. Gene Ontology annotation, biological process: mitotic spindle assembly checkpoint signaling. The transcript has 4 exons. Lineage: Eukaryota; Fungi; Ascomycota; Dothideomycetes; Pleosporales; Pleosporaceae. Bases 1 to 495 code for a protein of 164 amino acids. The record is from RefSeq and is a predicted model, not a curated record.
AUGGUGACUGCCGAUGACCAAGUCAAGGCCUACAUCAAGAAGAUCAUGGGCCAGCUGAAGGAGUGGAUGUACGGGGGCAAGAUCUCAAAGCUUGUCAUCGUCAUCACGAGCAAAGAAACUGGAGAGCAUGUUGAACGCUGGCAAUUCGACGUCCAAAUCUACGGAAAGAGCGCCAAGGCGAAAUCUUCCAAGAAGACGGCAGACCAAGAGAACUCCGUUCCAGAUGCCAGCGAGGCAUCAGAAGACAAGACCGAGGCUGAAAUCCAGGCCGAGAUCCAGUCUGUCUUCAGGCAGAUCACCGCCUCCGUGACUUUCUUACCCAUGCUGGACGGAAACUGUACCUUCAACGUUCUUGUCUAUGCCGACGCGGACUCUGAAGUGCCUCUCGAGUGGGGUGACAGUGACGCCAAGGAGAUCAAGAAUGGGGAGAAGGUGCAGCUGCGCAGCUUCAGCACAAGCAACCAUCGUGUGGACACACUAGUGAGCUACAGGUGA